This is a messenger RNA of Aegilops tauschii subsp. strangulata, 663 nucleotides long. RefSeq lists its product as uncharacterized. Lineage: Eukaryota; Viridiplantae; Streptophyta; Magnoliopsida; Poales; Poaceae. The record is from RefSeq and is a predicted model, not a curated record.
AUGGAGGCGUAUCUUGCAGAAGUGCGCAGGAUGGAAAAGCAGUUCCUGGGGCUGGAACUGAAGCACGUGCCUCGCGACACCAACCAGGAGACUGAUGCCACCGCCAGGAGAGCAUCAAGGCGGCUGCCUCAAGAGCCUGGCAUUUUCGAGGAGCGACUCUUCAGGCCCUCAGCAGCACCGACGCUAUCAAACACAGUGCAGCUUCGGGAGGUACUCCCCCAACCACCAGCCUCAGGAGCUUCGGCCUGUGGCCCAGCCUCAGGAGCACACUUGCUCCUGGCGCUGGAGCCCCAGGAAGGAUGCUGGACCGCGGAGCUCAAGGAUUACCUGAUGCAAGGGACUCUACUAGAGAAGGAUGAGGACGCGGAACACAUAGCCCGGCAGGCCACGACUUACUGCAUCCAAGACAGAGAGCUUUACCGGAAGCGGCCCAAUGGUGUUUCCCUGUGUUGCAUCUCCAGGGAGCAGGGGAAAGAGUUGUUGGCAGACAUCCACGGUGGAGACUGUGGGCACCACUCGUCGUCACGGACACUCGUCGGCAAGGCAUUCCGUAGCGGGUUUUGUUGGCCUACGGCACUCGACGACGAAAUCGAGCUGGUGAAGGCUUGUGAAGCCUAUAUGCUACGCCUCGGUGGCACACCCUCGGAGCAAUGGCCAGGCUGA